This is a messenger RNA of Pelobates cultripes (western spadefoot toad), 18793 nucleotides long. The record is from the annotation of a GenBank genome assembly. NCBI's taxonomy places the organism in Eukaryota, Metazoa, Chordata, Amphibia, Anura, Pelobatidae.
CUUUUUUACUAUCAAACUACUACAUUAUCUCUUAUGUGUGAAUUUAUUCUUUUUUUUUAACUGACCACUUGGUCCAGUGUAGUCGCCUUUAUGUAGAUGGCUAGCUCUGCUGUCAAGGGCUAUUCACCCCAGAUAACUAGGAGAAUAUGUCUUCUGUGCAAUAAAUAGCAAUCUAUACCAGUGAUUCAGUUUGUUUACGUUGUUAUAUUCCCUCAUUUUCUUUCAAAGCAGGCUGUGUUUAUUUUUUUUAUGGAGAAAGAUCGAAUAGAAAUAAUAUAAAUUAUUUGCAUUUUCUGUCCACCAGCCCUGCAGCGCCUGAAAUGAACAAGCUGCGUCAGAGCCUGCGGCGGAAAAAGCAAACGUAUGUCCCGGAGGCUAGUCGACCCCACCAGUGGGGGGCAGAUGAAGAGUCUGUGAGGAGGGGGAAAUGCAGCUUCCCUGUGCGGGUGAGUAAAGAUAUGAGAAGAUAACCGUACAGAAGCCAUUAAACGUCCCUUUUUUUCCAGUGCAGAGACAGACUCCUCGCUGCACUUCUCUUACAGACAUGGCGCAUGCGCAACACUGAUUGAGCCAACCAUUGGACUCAAACAGCAUCCGGCAUAUGUUGACACUGGAUGUCAAAUUGAUUCAAUCAUUGAAUCUAUUUCUGUCUGAAGCCCCUAGUGGCUGUCUGUGUGAAUGACAUCCACUUGUAGAUAUAUAAAUUAUAGAAUGUAAACGGAACUGUUCAUUAAAAACUAGGCAAUGCAUCCUUUAAAGGGAUCUUGUAGUGCCAGAAAAACAAACCGUUUUCCUGGCACUAUAGGCUCUUGGAGAGCCCCCCCUCGCUUGGACCCCCCUCCCUUGGCGCUGAAGGGGUUAAAACCCUUCAGCCACUUACCUUAACCAAGCGCCGGGCUCCCUCAGCGCUGGUGACCUCUCCUCCCCUUCCGACGUCAGCUCCGCAUGCGCGGCAAGAGCCUGGUGCGCAUUCAUACUGCCCAUAGGAAAGCAUUACUCAAUGCUUUCCUAUGGACGUCCAGCGUCAUCUCAGUGUGAUUUUCACAGUGAGAAUUGUAGAAGCGACUCUAGUGGCUGUCAGGGAGAGAGCCACUAGAGGCUGGAUUAACCCUCAGUGUAAACAUAGCAGUUUCUCUGCUGCAGGGUUAAAACUAGAGGGACCUGGCACCCAGACCAUUCCAUUGAGCUGAAGUGGUCUGGGGGCCUAUAGUGGUCCUUUAAUCACCACCAGUAGACCUCUGCUCCCAAAAUUCCAUUAAUCAAGGUGGAACAAGAAUAUUUCCUGCAAAUUCCAAAUGAUGGCACAGAAUGUUUUCAAUUUUUAUGACACUUGAAAUUAAAAAAGGCUGGGCGGCAUUGAUAAUGCUACAGCAACCAAUCCCAAAUAACAAAAUGUAAAUAAGAAACUCACAUCUGAAGUUGCUGUAUCUGCAAUAAACUCCCAGGAUUUGUAAUUACAGACCUGAACAGCCAAUCAGAAUGCUUGAAUUCCUUUCUAUGGACUUUUCAAAGUGCCGAUUCUAUCUUAUAAAUCACUGCGCAGCAAGGCUUCGUGGGUAAAGCGGGGGCUUCAGAGAGUUGUAGUCCGAUUCUCAGAUUUUAUUUAUGAAUGUUAUGACAUGAACAGUAUCACUGGAGAAACACUGCUGACUGGAGGGACAGAAAGGGAUGUCACAUACCAAUUGCAGUAACCGAGUGUUUCACAGUGACCGAGGACGUAACCCGGGUGUUAGCCAACAUUUGGGUUUUGUAGUUGAUGUGACCCGUCCAAACAGCAUAAUGUAAAACACAUUGGAACAAACUCCGAUUUAAAACAAACUGUCUUGAUUUUCCAACCAGCCGUGUAAAAUCCUCUAAAAGUGAAGAUUAUAGAAUACGUUAUAUUAGUUCUUCUAAAUUGGAUAAAUCACACGCAGAUGGAAAUUAAAUUAACAUUUUAAUUAAAUUCAGAAUACAUCUGCUACAAUUAUUUAACAAUUAUACCAACAUUAUAAUAUAUCUUAAAUUUCAAAAGAAGCUAAAUAUUGAAACUUUUAAAGGAACACUCUGGGCACCAUAACAAUGUCACUCCACUGCCCAUUAAAAAGAUUGUUUAGUAGAUAUAAUGAACAUUUAAUUAUGCAUUCUCUCAUGGAAGGUAUAUCUCAAAACAGCUUGUAAAAGCUGUACAUCUCUUGUCUGAAGCCUUUACAAGCCCUCCCCUUCUAACCUCGCCCAGUCUUUCUGUGGCUGUCCAAUCACAGACUUCCCAAUGCAGCUCAAUGAGAAGUCUUUGCAAGGCAGGAGCUCUGGGCAAUUGCUGCCUCUUGAGUUCAAUGCAAAUAAUCUAACCAAAUUAAAGCAUUAAAGCAUGAAUUGUGCAAAAUUAACAAGGGAACCACAAUAGCUAUAUUCAGUAUUUAGCUAAUUUAUGGAGUUUCUCUCAUCUGUUUUUGGUUGUUUAAAACUCCGGCCUCAGCUUUCUGUAAUUCAUGGUUUAAUUAAUAGAACUUUGCUACGUCAUCCACUGCAGGGAACCUCACUGGUAAAACUGAAAUAAAACCGGAUCGACCCUUUGUAACAAACCCACCGAAAAUAUAACUGGGUGAUGUCCAGAGCAAAAUAGAGCUCUUCAUGACUACCUGGUCUAUUCGAUAGGGGAUUAUCCCCCCGGUGGGAUGUCUUCUCCUGCGGAGUCUGUUGUACAAUGUAUAAUAUACAGGAUAUCCUGUCCGCUUACCCCUCCUAUGGUCACACUUGUCUAUGUACCCAUGACCAACCCUCUGACUAUUGACCUAUUUUGUGUCUGCAGUACUUGGGUCACGUGGAGGUGGAGGAAUCGAGAGGCAUGCAUGUGUGUGAGGACGCCGUUAAAAAACUGAAAUUGGUGAGUUUCUCACAUCAAGCAAGUCAUGUGUAAUGGUUAUUAGCUCUGUUAUUACACUGUACGAUUAACUAGGAGCCAUUGGCUACAUUCGGUGAGUAAUACAUUGGGUAUUUUGUCCGUAGCUGUAUUUUGCAAUCUGUACUGCAGAUCAUAAUAAAAUCUGUUAUUUCCACAAUGUAAAACAUUAAAGGUGCUUGGAAUAAGUGAAUAUAGAAGAUACAUUGUGUUCUGCAGUAUUGGCGUGAUACGAUGGGGCCUUCUGUUCUUCCCAAUUUCUGAUAUAAGCUGUGCGAAUGGCUCCCCCUAUCUGUUACAGGCGUGCAUAGCAUGUGUGGUAGCUGUGACUAGGCUGCGUGGGCCUCCAUGUGAGAAUAGGAGAUAAGAUGAAAGGCCUGGUGCAGGCUCUUUGGAUAUUUGGAAGAAUUCAAGAUGUACAUCAAAGCUGUCACAUUCCCGUUCUGCUUGGCAGGGGGCUGAUGGCUUUCCUAAGCUGGCUUCACACUGAGAUUGCUUUUAAUUACAUACACAAUUGGUUUUAUUUACCUUCUUAUUCUUUGUUUAAUAAUGAGAACGAUGAUCAUUAACAUGCUUCUACCAGAACCUAUCAAUAGAGCGUGUAUUCAUACUAUAUGGGAUUUAUAUAGAACACAACAUAUCAGCUUAUAAUGGCAUAUUCAUUAUAUUUUAUUUAUUCUCUAAGAUAAUCUUUUACACAUCCCAAACAUUCUUCAAUUCCUUUACUGUAUUAGCCUUUACUGCUCCCACUGGAAGGCUAUUCCAGGUAUCUACAACCCUUUCUAUAUCACUGUUACCACUCCCACUGGAAGGCUAUUCCAGGUAUCUACUACCCUUUCUAUAUCACUGUUACUGCUCCCACUGGAAGGCUAUUCCAGGUAUCUACUACCCUUUCUAUAUCACUGUUACUGCUCCCACUGGAAGGCUAUUCCAGGUAUCUCCUACCAUUUCUAUAUCACUGUUACUGCACCCACUGGAAGGCUAUUCCAGGUAUCUACUACCCUUUCGGUAUCACUGUUACUGCUCCCACUGGAAGGCUAUUCCAGGUAUCUACUACCCUUUCUGUAUCACUGUUACCGCUCCCACUGGAAGGCUAUUGCAGGUCCCCACAUUUACAGACAGAUACACUCAUUGAAUGCAUGCUUACUUGCAGACCGUUGAUGAACAAGAUCGCACUAACUAAUUCUGGUUUAUUUUCUCGUUCUUUCUCCAGCUUGGCAAGAAGUCGGUAAAAGCCAUUCUGUGGGUUUCAGCGGAUGGGCUACGCGUUGUGGACGAUAAAACCAAGGUGAGCAGCGCAAGGUGAUGGGUGAUACAGUCAUAGAAAUGCACCGGCUGUGACCCCAAUGUGCCCUGUUAGUAGACUGAAAAAGAAAUAAAUAGGCAACAAAUGUAAUCAAAUACGGAAAAUGUUCAACUGAAACAGAGCUGGAAAUAAUACCUGACUCGGUUCACAAACAGCAAGGUUUAAAUACAAAUAGCUGGCAUAAAAUGUUUACUUACUGCAGCUUUAUGGUACCUACCCAGGCUACUCUAUUCCAGCAACACUAACCAUGCGGCAGUCUCUGCUAGAACCUUUCCCUGACCUCUGCUGUAUCCUCACCCUGGCCUCUGGCCUCUGGCCUCUGCUGGAUCCUCACUCUGACCUCUGCUGGAUCCUCACCCUGACCUCUGCUGGAUCCUCACCCUGACCUCUGCUCGAUCCUCACCCUGACCUCUGCUGGAUCCUCACCCUGACCUCUGCUGGAUCCUCACCCUGACCUUCACUGGAUCCUCACCCUGACCUUCACUGGAUCCUCACCCUGGCCUUCACUGGAUCCUCACCCUGGCCUCUGCUGGAUCCUCACCCUGACCUCUGAUGGAUCCUCAGCCUGGCCUCCGCUGGAUCUUCACCCUGGCCUUCACUGGAUCCUCACCCUGACCUCUGCUGGAUCCUCACCCUGUGCUCUGCUGGAAUCUCAUCCUGGCCUCCGCUGGAUCCUCACUCUGACCUCUGCUGGAUCCUCACCCUGACCUCUGCUGGAUCCUCAUCCUGGCCUCUGCUGGAAUCUCAUCCUGGCCUCCGCUGGAUCCUCACCCUGACCUCUGCUGGAUCCUCACCCUGACCUCUGCUGGAUCCUCACCCUGACCUCUGCUGGAUCCUCACCCUGACCUCUGCUGGAUCCUCACCCUGUGCUCUGCUGGAUCCUCAUCCUGGCCUCCGCUGGAUCCUCACCCUUGCCUCCGCUGGAACCUCACCCUGGUCCCUGCUCGAACCUCGUCCUGGCCUUUGUUUUGCAGGCAGGAAGCACAAGUUGGGCCGAACAUUAUCUAACAUUGCUGCUUUGCCGAUAGUUGCACAUAGUCCAAUUUAAUAAACCGUGAACUUGGCUAUGGGUUAUCCUAUGUGAGUAAAAUUGCAGAGUGACAGAGACUAGAGGCAUUUAGCCCUGCAACGUACAUAUUGCUGUCUGCAGAACAGCAAUCCUCUCCGCUCCAGGGAUAAAAUGGGGUGUCAUGGCACCCAAACCAUGUGACUGACAGGAAGUGGUCUGGGGGCCCAUAUUGUCUCUUUAGCUGCAUCAUAAUAACAUUCUCAUUCCAGAAUAAAUGUGGUACAUAAUUGUAUAUUUUAUUAAUAUUUGAUUUUAUGUAUUUUAUUCUCCAGAUUAUAAGUAAAAUCUCAAGUAACCAUCAUUGUAGAUACAUUCAUGUUUUAUUAGAAUUAAGUGUCUGUCUCAUCUACCUGUUGACGUUACAGAAUAUGUUUGCGCUAUAUAAAUUAUUGUAAUGGGAAAUACAAUAAAUGUAAAACUCUCUGCCCGCACACAGCAGUUGUGAAAUAUUGUGCUCUUACAACACUCCCAGCAUGCCGUGCAAGAUACGCAAAGGAGUGCAAGCCUUGCUGACACAAAAUGUUGUUUACAAUUUUAAUUCCUUCCAUCACAGCUAGAUUUCUAUGAGCCCAGGAGUAGGAUGAAUGUCACUUGUGUGUUACUAUAAGGUUGUAUGUACCUUUAAAUGGGUUACACAAGGUCUUUAAAUAGGCCAUGACAAUACUUUGUCAUUGUUCCCUGCGCGAGACGUUUAUUAGAAACAUCUGUUCGCCCUGUCGAUCUGCUUCCAAAUGAUAACUCUAAUUAUAUCUACCUUUAAUGGUUAUAGUUGAGCUGUUAACACGUGCCUGCACCUUUAAUCGGCAGCUGGAGGAUUGUUGUGGAUACAAAUCCCGAUACAGCUGGCGCAGUGAUGUAGUAGUUAAUAUUCUGGCGUGGGAGAGGCGAUCAGGAGGUCAUUUUAGUUCACCUCUUCGUGGUAAUGGCGUAAUGGAAUCCAUGCUGCUGCCCCUUGAGCACGAUUAAUAAUGAGCUAAUGCCACGCCUCGUACCCUGGGGCAGGAGUAUGUAGCAGCCAUGAUUCAUGACCAAGAAAAUUUAUACCAUCUAUCGACCAACGCCUCAGUAACAAUAACUGUGCGCCAGCUGGGCAGGAGCCAUUUUAUGAUACAAAUAGGAGAAUGCUGGAUUAAUGGCUUCCUGGGCCUGGAAAUUAAAAUAUAGGUCCCAAAAAACCUUGUGGGCCUAGCUAGGAAAUGUCGCUUUGUGUCUCUUAUGACCUGUGUGUGCCGCCAUUUAUAAUCCAACCUCCAUGUCCUUAAUUAAACAGGAAAUUCCAAGCAUAUAAAAUAAUUUUAAAAAUUUCAUAUAUAUAUAUAGUUUAUCGGUUUUAGAGCGUGUGACUCUACGUAUCGUUUUAAAUCAUGUGACGUGUGAAUAUGUUGUAGCGGAGCACUAGUUUCACAUAGACUUUCUCUGCUGGUAAUCCAAGAGUAACUCAGGAAUAAGAACAGCAUCAGAUAAAAUAAUCCAGGAAUAUCCCAUCACCUUUCCCAAUAACUGGACGACACACAGUAUCAGGAGCAGAACUGAUCUUUUAUUCCACAUACCCAACUUUUAUGCAUCUCUCCCAUGCAAGGGAGACACCCACAGAAAAUCAUACAGUGACCAAUCAUACACAAAUUACAACCCACACAUCUCCUCCCCUCAGCCUGGCAGAUAAUCCAAUUAUUCUGUACAUACUUUUCCCCGUUUUCUAGAUGUACCCCAAAUACAUAAGAUACACCCCUAAAUCUUACAUCCCCUGGUAGCCCUGAUCUGGGUGAACAACAUACUCAAAAAUCACCCAGAUCGGAUCAGGGGUUCAGGAAUUUCAUGGAAGUGUUAGUUUGACCAACCGCACACGAGGCAAUAGCCGAAAGUAGUUUCAUGUAUUCUGGCCUUGCGGUCGGUCUCUGUUCGUGGGGGUAAAAAGCAUGAAAAUACUAUACAGAAUGGUCUUGGCUUGGAUUCGUAUGAAUCCCCUCGUCCUUCUACCGACCGCCGGGUUGCUGGGAACGCCGUGGUCGAGUGUCCGAUUUGGGUUCCAGACACUUGACGACCAAACACCGCUCGGCGUUCGUAUGGCAAGAUGGCCACCGCCACGUGUUCGUAUGUCGAACGGUGCCCACCCAGGGAACACACAGUACAUUCAUAUAAUUGGCAAUUAGGCUGUGGUUAAUACCGAUGAGGGAGGUAAAUUAGAGAGACACCUCUCCGAGGUGUUCUGGUUGUUCGGUAGUUUGUUCGUAUGUCGAACGGAGAUAUUGUACUGAGUAUCCAUUGCGUUUUUACCGAACAACCAGAUGAAUGCUUCAUACAAUACAUUGUAUACAAGGGAUAAACGAUAGGGAAAUAACAUUGCAACAAGAAUAAUUAGGGGCAGCCCAAUGCAAUCCGCUACAUAUGUAUAUAGUUUUUAGAGCAUGUGACGUGUGACUAUAUAUAUAUAUAUAUAUAUAUAUAUAUAUAUAUAUAUUGUUUGUAGAGCAUGUGACAUGUUGCUGUUGAGCUCCCAUUUCUCAUAUUAAAUGGCCAUUUAUUCGACAGCUGCUUCUCAUAUUUUAUAAAUAAAAUGUAAUUGUGUUAUAUCUCUGUCCCAUGGUAUCAAGGUCUUUGUUAGAACCUGUAAUCUGUCAUACUGUCCAUAAAAUUCCCACAAUCCUCAUGUCUUAUUUCCUGUCCUCCUGCCUAGGACCUCAUUGUGGACCAGACCAUCGAGAAAGUGUCAUUCUGUGCGCCGGACCGUAACUUUGACAAGGCGUUCUCCUAUAUCUGCCGUGAUGGUACCACGCGGCGCUGGAUCUGUCAUUGCUUCAUGGCGUUGAAAGACUCUGUGAGUUUGGGGUUCAUUCACACAUGCACACAGUAUGCACUGUAUAAAACCAGGGGUCUUCGAAUCCCAGCACCAAGCUGUUGCCGAGCUCAUUCGUCAAUGUAUAACAUACCGAUCUGUAAGAGAACCAAUAAAUAGUGUCCUGUACCAGGAUAGGACACACAUUUCUCCUGCUAUAAAUCUCCAUUAGUAGCAUUUUUAAGCUAGUUUGUGCAGUUACUAUUUGUGCCACUGUUGUCGUUUUUGAAAUAUCCCUGUAGUUUAAGUUUGUUCUAGUAAUGGAUAAUCUUUGGUGGACCCUCUGCGAUGGCCUACAAUUUCAUAUUCCAUUAAUGCAUUGCUGAUUAUUUAGUACCAGGAACCAAAAUCUCGUACCCAAAAAUUUAGAGAAAAGACAGUCUUGAGAACGUAUAGUUGGGAACCUGUGCGUGUACAGAGAACCACCUGGAGAACCACUCUGAGCAAGUGGGAACACACACAAUUUGUCUUGUGAUCCGGAAAGUAAUGGAGUCCGAACUUUUGGCAGAAUUUGAAAAUUGUGUGAAUCUCAUGGUAUCCAGUUAUAUAUCCCUAGACUAAAUUCUAUCACCACGUUAAUUGCAUGAUUUUAUUUUACACCUAUCAAUACGUUGUAUUGGCUGAGUUGUGUUCCAUUGAAUGUUCAUUUAUGUGUUAGCGGUCAGAGAAUACAUCGAGUGAGGGGGACUGUAGACUUUUUAAAAAAAUCAUUCAAAGAAUAGGUCUAGUUAGAAGGAUUAGAGUUAAUCUUGUCUGUCAAACUUUGACCCUUAGAUUGUAAUAUUUGCUUUGUAUGUUAUGUUUUUACAAGCUUGCUUGUAAGCAGUGAGGUCAUAGUGAGAGCCAGGUAGACUUUGAUCUAAACGUUUCCUUACAAUGUACAAUCAACGAACACCCAUCAGGCCAUUGGUAUCACUGUAUUAUUUUAAAAACAUACUCCAUUAAAAUAAAUAAAUAAAAUUUAAAAAAUGCAAUUUAAUAGAAAUCGACCAAAGAAAAUCUGCAUGUAAUCUUGUAUUUAUCUUGUCUUGCAAUAGCUGCAGAUCUAUUGUCUGUAGCCUUGUCCCAUUGUUCCCCUGCCCAGACUUUCUGUGACUGUCCAAUCACAGACUCCCAGACGUCUUUUUAAGGCAGGUGCUCUGGACAGUUGCUGUCUGAGUUAACCAAACUAGGAAGUAACAGGACCGGUUGUCUGAUUGACAGCCAGGGGGGUGUAACCAGGUUAAUUUAGAAAAGUUUAAAAGAGGACACACUCUUCACACAUAAAGCAUUAUAGCAAGCUGAAUCCAGAGUGUCCCCUUAAGAGAAGGAAUAACUGCAACAUAUUUAGUGUUUAUAUCUAUAGGAAAACAUAACAUCACAUAUAAUGAGUCAACCGUGCUAAAAUAUAAAGGGUUACUAAUAGAUAACAAAUAAUAGAGAUGUAAGCAGUGAAUUAAAGAAACAUUACAGUUCCCCUUCCUGCUUCUUCUUUCAUGAAAAGUGUUAUUUUUUUUUUUAUUAUUUGAAAACCUUACGAUUGUGCUUCUAUGUUGUUCCGAGUUUCGCGCCUUUCGCAACUGCCUUCCUCUAUUUCCCUGUUGACUUUCUCUCUACCUCUGUUCGGCAGGGUGAACGUUUGAGCCACGCGGUGGGCUGUGCGUUUGCCGCUUGUCUGGAGCGUAAGCAGAAGCGGGAGAAAGAGUGCGGCGUCACUGCUUCCUUUGACGCCAGUCGUACCAGCUUUGCCCGUGAGGGUUCGUUUCGUGUCACUUCUGCAUCCCAGCAGGCUGAGCGUGAGGAGGUGAUGAAACAUCUUCAGGAUAAAAAGAAAGGUGAGUGGCGGAUUUAGUAAAUGGUGACUGGGGGGUGUACUACAGUCUGGAAUCUACCCUCCUAAUAGCCAAUCAUAGGCUUAGCCAUAACAAGCAAUUCUGGGGUAAAGUACUAACAUGGAGCAGUCACCUUGGAAACCAGUGGAAUAUCCCGUCACGUUGCUCCAAUUUUAGAACUUUUUCCCAGUAACACUUUAAUCCUAUCAGAAGCUGGACCUGAAAUAUUAUCAGUGUAUCAUAAUUUGUAAAAUAGAAAACUUUCUGUAACUAUUUUGGGGGAGCGACUUCUAAUAUAAUCCUGUUAACCCCUUACAGGUUUGAGCAUUGCAGGGGCCUUUUUAGCAUGUGAAGAGUUAGUUUCUAUUGUAUUGUAAAGUAAAAUAUACUGAUCUGUUACAGUUGAAGAAGUUCAGACUACGCCGGUAAAUACGCCAUCUGUAGCUGCGGUUCCUAGCCCCGUGUUACCCGCGCAGCCUGAGAACCAGUCACCCACGCAGUGUGCGAUGGUCCCGAGUGAAAAGGGGGAGGGUGGGGGACAGCACGCCAUCCCCCGCAGACACGCGCCCCUGGAACAGCUGGUGAGACAGGGCUCCUUCCGCGGAUUCCCUGCACUGAGCCAGAAGAACUCGCCCUUUAAACGGCAGCUCUCGCUCCGAUUAAAUGAGCUUCCAUCCACUUUACAGAGGAAGACAAAUUUCCAGGACAAGAACCAAGGUGAGCGGGGGAUUAUUAAACGAUUUAAUGCAAAUAAGGGGGUCCUGUGCUUAGAGAGGUAUGUGAUUGCGUCCAAAGCGUCAGGAGUGUGCAUUGUGUGUUCAUCGCUCUGUAUGGCACCCUUGUAGUGUCUUCCCACACCAAGUGGCUUAUAGUAGUGAAUGUCUAUUAGUGAGUUUGUAGUAGUGAAUUUAAAGUACUGAGUUUAUAAUAGUGAAUUUAUAGUAGUGAGUUUAUAGUAGUGAAUUCUAAAACUUUGGCAAAAAUAACUAAUUUCCUGCUCGACUACCUCAGGGAAUUAUUGUUAGAUUUUGCAGUUUGGAUUUUAGUUCACUAAAUAUUUCUCUGUUUCAUGAACAAACCCGGUUGUUUUACGGCUGCUAGCAUGGAAUCAUUAGAGACCGUUGAAGGUGAGAAUGAGUAAUAAGGCUCCGCCCCCUGUGAGACCAAAUGCUGCUUUGUGCAACGUAACCUCACUUUUGGGAAUAGCCAUUUGCAUAUAUGGCCAGGUAAUGAUACCCUAUAUGCAAAUAAAAAUAUUAAUUCUUCUGAUCUGUGGGGGUUGUGAUUAACGAUGGCACCCCAGAUAUGUCAACUUUCCAUCCCACAAUGGUCACUAAACCUCUUCUCCAAACACCUGCCCAUUGCAUAACAGAAAAUGUGGAUCCGUAAUAUCGGUGAUGUCUGAGUUCAUCGUCAUUAGCCUAUAGCCAAAUGGCUGGAACCCACUCACAUUCGGUUGUAAAGACGGACUCUUUAACUCUUUGCUGUGCUUCGUUAACCAUGCCAACGUGUAGGGUUAAAUGUUUCUUGACCAUUUUUAUCUUUCAGUCCCUGAAGCUGAUCCUUCGUUCCCACCGGACUCUGAUGGGAUCACGGAUCUGUGUAACCAAAUAAACAAUUCGUUCACCAACAGAGCUGCAGAAGACCCUUUCAUCAAUGGCAAUGGGACGCUGACCCCCACUACAGUACCCAGUCUCCCUCCCCCUCCUCAGGUCGCGCAAGGUAAAGACACACGUAGCUGGUUGACAAAUCUAUAUGAUAAAAAUCAUAGUUACAUAGUUACAUAGCUGAAAAGAGACUUGCGUCCAUCAAGUUCAGCCUUCCUCACAUAUGUUUUUGCUGUUGAUCCAAAAGAAGGCAAAACACCCAGUCUGAAGCGCUUCCAAUUUUGCAACAAACUAGGAAAAAAAUCCUUCUUGACCCCAAAAUAGCAGUCAGAUGUCUCCUUGGAUCAAGCAGCUAUUACCCCACUAAUUAGAAAUUAUAUCCCUGUAUGUUAUGUUUUUGCAAGUAUUUAUCCAAUUGCAGUUUAAACAUCUGUAAUGACUCUGACAAAACCACCUCUUCAGGCAGAGAAUUCCAUAUCCUUAUUGCUCUUACUGUAAAAAAACCUUUUCUUUGCCUUAGAUGAAAUCUCCUUUCUUCCAGCCUAAAUGUGUGACCUCGUGUCCUAUGUAUAGCCCUGUUUAUGAAUAGAUUUCCAGAUAAAGGUUUGUACUGGCCCCGAAUAUAUUUGUAUAAAGUUAUCAUAUCCCCUCUCAGGCGCCGUUUUUCCAAACUAAACAGAUUUCAUUUUUUUAACCUUUCUUCAUAACUAAAAUGCUCCAUUCCUUUUAUCAGUUUUGUAGCUUGUCUCUGGACUUUUUCUAGUGCCAUGAUAUCUUUCUUUAGAACAGGCGCCCAGAAUUGCACAGCAUAUUCAAGGUGUGGUUUUUGAUUGAUUUAUAAAGAGGCAAAAUUAUAUUUUCAUCACGAGGAUGAAUGCCCCUUUUUACAUAUGCCUUAUUUUCCUUAGGCACAGCAGAUUGACAUUGCAUAUUGCUGCCUAAUUUGUUGUCUAUAACAAUUCCCAAAUCCUUCUUGUGUGUGGUUAUCCCUAAUUCACUACCAUUUAGGGUGUAAGUUGCUUGUGCAAUCUUUACUCUGAAGUGCAUAACUUUGCAUUUCUCUAUGUUAAAUUUCAUCUGCCAUUUUAGUGCCCAGUCCCCCAAUCUAUCCAAAUCCCUCUGCAGCAAGGCAAUAUCCUGCUCACAUUUUAUAACUUUACCAAGUUUUGUCAUCUGCAAACACUGAAACAUGGUUUUUAAUGCCAUGUUAUCAUACUAUGAAUUCACAUUUCUUAAACUUUCAACCAUUCCAAACCCACACGUUCAUUAAAUGAACCUUUCCGCUAAUUCCAGCCUCAGGUUUUUAAAUGCCCUAACCCUUAUAUACGUACAUUUGUCCAAAUCUUCCAUCAAAAAGUGAUCCCCUCGGUAUACGUAUAAAGUUAUUUUUGGAUAUCUACCUUAACGCACAGACCUCCCGCCUCCCCCCUCGCAUUUCCUUUUUCAUUGUAAAUACUAAUUAUCAUUCUAUUUAUAUUUAAAUUGAAAAUAUAAAGCAUAUUAAUUGGCAUAUUAUUAGAUGAACCUGCUUGCACUAUUAAUGUGAAUAAUCUGCAUUGUAAGGCACUCUUUUGAUUUAGAAAAUAAUUGAACCUAAAAAUUGGCCAAAUGAGGGAAAUCUCACAGACUGAUAUUAAAUAUUACCUGUGCCUUGAAAUAGUCAGGACUUUUCCAAAAUCCCUUGUACGUCUGCAUUCCUAUUGCUGUACAUACACCCAACACCAGCAUUAAACCAAUUUGGAAUUAAAAAAAAAAAAAAUCCUUCCCCUGCUCCAUGAUUGGAUAAAAUAUUAAUAUUAUUGUGAUGCGAUGUGGUUAGUCCCGCCCUCGCACUGUGUAAUUGGCUGGUUCAGAUCCCAUGACGGAGCAUUGUGAUAAGUAUCGAUAUCGAGUUUCGUGGUUAGAAAACCAGUUACAAUGUUUCAAAAAGAUACACAAUGAUCUAGUUCUGGGCAAGCUGGGAAAUGUUACAAAAUAUUCUAUAAAUAAAAUGAAUAAAAGUGAGGAGUAAAGAAAGAGACCAGGUGUGUGGUGGGAAUUAUUAUGUUCCAAACAGAAGAGAAUAUUGGCAGGUGUUUACUUUCCAUUGCUUAGUUAAAUUAUAAUCAAUUAUGACUCAAGUAUUACACAAUCUGCUAACGGAAGAUCUUAUAUCGCCAUGGGAUAUCCGGUGUCUUACCAGUGGCAGCUCCAUGCAGACGCUAAUUCAGUGAAAUCACUUUUUUUUUAAUAGGAUUUAUUAUCCAUAAUUAUUAUGAUGGCACCAACUGGUAAAAUUGCCGUCACAAUCCACAUCGCUGCAUUGUGAUUGUUUUCUUUAUGUGCUCCCUACCCCCAUACAUUAUGUGGCCUCUGAGUCUGCUCGAUUUCUUGCAGGGAGUCCAGGAUGGGUUGACCAUGUGACAACCACAACAGCCCCUUCUAACUUCCAAAUGGGACAUCGCCGCACUCCAUCUGAGGCAGAGCGUUGGCUGGAAGAGGUGGCGAAGGCAGCUAAAGCCCAGCAGCAGCAACAGCCCCCACCCCAGCCUAUGGUUCCAGUGCCCAUGGCAGUUCCUGCUUCAAUGCCUGCAUAUCCAGUUACUUAUGAUCAUGCAUCUGCCCCGGUCGGCAUGUUUAUUACACCCCACAUGCAGCCUGCCUACGUACCUGUGGCUGGGUAUGCGCCAACUAUGGCAAACACCAUGCCAUACCCUGCUCCCAGCGUGCCUGUGGUGGGCAUCACUCCAUCCCAGAUGGUGGCUAAUGUAUUCUGCUCUGCUACUCAAGUACCAUCUUCCAACAUGGCCAACAAGUCCAACCCGUUUCCUCAGAGCAUUCUGCACUCCACCAAUGUCCAGAACCCUACCUCAUCACAGCCUUCACAGAUGGGACCAAAGCCAAAUGCCACUGCCAAUGGUACCACGUGGCCCCCAGACCCCAGCCAGCUGAGGCUGGCAUCCACAGCACAGGAGGUGGACCAGUUUGAAGCUCAAUGGGCGGCCUUGGAGUCCAAAUCUCAGCAAAGGUUGGCCAACCCCUUCUCUAACGAACUGCAAAAGACUUUCCAGAUAGAAUUGUAGCCAAGAAGUGACCAUCUUAACACAAACUGAUUUUCAGGAUCAGCUGCAAGAACAUACCUGACCAAUCAAAGUCAGCCAGUAGAAAUCUUUGUACGUGGAAACUCAACCUAUCUCUGUAUACAAGCGUGCCAGAUUGUGUCUUGUAGCCCAUGGUUUGGUGGUGGAUCCAGUCCAGAUGGAGACAUAACAUCAUCACAGAUCAUCUGUACUCAUGGAUGUAUAAUGUGUCAUUAUUUGCAUAACAUCUACCAAUACCAGUUACUGGGUACCCCAAAAGACUCUUCUAUAUGUUCCAUAAAUAGUUGGCUUGUGGUGGGUUGUGGAAAGCUCUAAAAGAAGUAUGAUUACUCAUGUUGGUUCAUUAUCUUGUGAAAUUUUUUGGAUGCUUGUCAGUAACCCUUCAAGUGGCAGUCAAAGGGUGUAAGAAAGAUUAGUAUGUGAAGAGGGAGCCUGGGGUAUGUGAUCUUUUUUGUGAGAUGGUGCAAGAAAGUGAUUGAGAAAUCAGUUGUGGAGAUGCAACGCUGUUCUAAUGUUUACACAUUGCAAAUCUUUUAAGGUAUUAUUUUAUACUUAAUACCUGGAUAUGUCCUUUAAAAUGACCUCUUCAAGAUGUCAGGUGAACAUGUUAAAUGACCAAUGUUUUAAAUACUGAUAUUAGAACGUAUAUUAAAUUUACAGAAUUGAAUUGGGCCCAGACCUUCAUAGAAGUAAAGAGAUGAAUCCAAAUUUCAGAAAACCACUUUAAAAAAACAAAACAGUGUAAUAUUUGUACUCCUCUCUUAAAUGGUUAUUCUGGAAUGUGUUCCUAAACAGUGAAUUUUAUUUAACUGACAGUCAGAUUGUAAAAUGUGGAAGAGAUUGUAAUUCAUGUGCAAGAACAGAUGACCGGAAGACAUUUUUUUUUAGAUAUGGGAUUUGAGCCCAAAUUAAAUAUCUAAAAAAAAAAAAAAAUUAAAAUAAUGUUUGUUGUUCAGGCUUUGGCUGAAUUCACUAGAGGUCAAUAUUAUAUUUGGCAUGUUAUAUCUAACAUAUUUUGUGCAAUAGUUUUACAUAAAGUCUUGAAAUGCUUAAAAUGUAUUUAAAAAUAAAAAAAAACUAACAAAUUAUUUUUUUUAAAUAAAUCUGUAUUUAGCAUUAUGAGAAGUAAAACACACCAUUUACCAAUGAAUUGAAAGCGAUAUGAUUUAUUUUGUAGGAAUAUGAAAUAAUUCAGAAAAGGGAGAUUUUGGAUUUAGGAGGACAUAGCUCACUAUAAUAGAAAUAAAAUAGAAUAUUAUAAAUAUAAAAUGCAUAUAUUAUUUAAUGUUAAACAAAAGCAGAUUGAUCUAAAACUGGAAUACCAAUUUCUACUGUAGAAAAUUUUCAAAUGGAGGCAAAUUACAAAUAUAUCUCAAUUUUUAAAAAAUGUUUUAAAGAUUUUUAUUGUUUAAAUUUCCUUUUUUUUAAGAUAGAAAAUGCAUUGCACAAGGUUGGUGUGUUUUGGGUUUUCUGAAUGUAAGUUAUUAAUAUUCUUCUCUUAUAACCCACAGUUUUUUUAUUAUGUUGUUUCCCCCACCCCCACCCUUUUUUUUUAGAUAUAUUUGUCAUAUUAGAAAAUAAUGAAAUUCCUCUUUGAAUAUAAAGCAGAAAUUUGAAGACAUACUUACUGUAACUGUCUUUUCCUGGCUGUGUUAUACAACAGCAUCAUUCCUGUUUCUCAGGCCAGGGAGGAGCUAUCCAUAAGUGAUGCCGCCAUGAUAGCCAGGAAAUAUAGUUUUGAUUGCCAUAUUUUUGUUUAUUUUUUUAAGACGGUAUUCUGCUAGAGAAUUGAGAGUUAGUGUUUAUAAAAUUUGUUAUAAUGCGUUGAUAAUGCUAAUGACCUCUCGUGGAUUUACUCUUUUGCCUGAGACUGCAAAGCAUUAUAUCGAAAAAUAAAGUCUAUCCUUUAAAAGUAAAAUAUAUGUGUGUGGAACCUACACAGAAGGAGGCGCGUUCUAAAUGAAUUCUUAACUCUGGCGCAAAGCCGCGAUUUACUGCACUGUACCCUCGUAGCACACAGACGCCACAUCUGAAAGACUUCCUGAUUUCUGCAUGUUGGAUAAAGUAUGUGUCUGUAAUGUUUUUGGGGAAAGAGGAACACUAUACUUGAUUUAAAUAUAUUGUGCCAAAUUCUCUCAUGGCUGCAUAGAUGCACCAAUAUCAACCUCCAAGCCAACUUAAUACAUGUUCAAUGCAACAAAAUUUGUAACAUAAACUCCCGCAAACUUGCUUUACUUCAAACAUCUCAGAAGAUUAUCUUUAGACUUUGUGUUUUUUCUUUUUUGUUAUAUUUUUUUUUUUAUAAUUUAAAUUAAAUGCCAAAUAUAUACUAUAUUUAAUAUAUAUAUUUUUUUGUAGUCCUGUGUCUUUUUAAGAUAUAAAAUGACCAAAUAACAAGAUUCAGUUUAAAAUGUGAGGUUUUAACCCUUUAAUAUCAUCCAAGUUUAAAUAGAGUUGAUGUGAUGUCAAUCAAAGCGCCAGAUUGGGAAAGUGCGUAAUAACAGAUUUAAACCUUGACCCUAAGCCAGAAAAUAAAAACUAGCUGCAUAGACGUUUUCUCACCUAGAAAUGUGUAUCUGCUCGAUCAGGCUGUAUAAAUAGACCUUUGUCUCUCUUUCUAAUACUCUCAUGUUAUGUGCAAUGAACAAAGGAUAAAUAGUAAUGUUUGCUCUGCCAGAUCUAUGUGGACUACAUAUCCCAUGAUGCUUAGCCAACUUAAAGCAUUUGAAAUUCCCAUGAUGCUUAGCAGAUCAUUUUGGGGUGCCGAGGUGAUUGCCAUCUCUUUUGUUGCAAGUGUAGAGUUGAACAUUCCGCAGGGCAAGUGGUACGAUAGUGGGGCAACUGGCCAAAGAGACUGGCUGAGCCUCUUGCUGCCCUAGCUGUGAUGAAACCUGUCUAGCAUUAAACCUUAGAUGAUGGAGAUCUCCCUCUCUCUCUAUUUAGGGAUCUUUCCAACAGGUGUCAUUGAAUUAACUUGGAAUUUCUGUCUGUGCCGUAUUGUGUGAGCCUGGUCACUGCUAUCCAUUAUCCAUAUAAGAUUAGAGAUAACAAAAAUCCUCAUUAGUAUGACGGCAAGAGGAUGGCAGCCCUGAGGGACAGCUGAAGGUAUCUAUGGGUAGCUUCACACAUGUGAACGUGUCACUUUGCAGGGUAUCUACAACAAAUGGCAAACACCCCACAAGUGACGAUAAAGUACCCCAAACGUUGGAAGCGUAUCUAGAGAGCAUAGAGGGGUUCCGGUAAGAAAAGGGAGGUUGGAGUUUAUAACGUCUUUACUGCAGAAACAAACCGUGUAGCCGUAUUUGGAACUGCAGAGGAACACCUUCCCGGUGACAGAAUUCUCACCUACUCGUGGGCUGGUGUUACCCUGUUUGACCCGGGAUACCAGUCUACGUGGCCAAAUUCCUAAUAAUCUCUCUACACAUACGUGGCUCCACAUCUGCUGAGUGGGUAUUGCUAUAUAAUAAAGCCAUAACUCAGGUGUAAAAUACCUACAUAUAGAGUAUAUCAGGAAGGGUAGUGUGUAUAUACAGCAAAGACUUGCACGUAUGUGUAUGAAAUCUAUAUACAGGAUAAAUAUAUAUAUAUAUAUAUAGGAGUAGAUAUAACAAGAGGAUGGAUAUACUGUGGACAUACAUGAUUCCAUGUUAACAGCAACUGAUACCCCAAUACAGUCCAUAGAGUGCACUGUCAGGAUUGUUUUAUUGCUGCCAAUACAGAGAGGGCUCCCCCAUUGCAGGACUUGGCUGGGAGAGACAGGAGUGGCAGUCCUCUGCAAUCAGGGUGCAGUCUGUAAAUCUCUGUUGUGCUGAGUUCAAUCGCAAUCUGACAAUGGAGCUGGGAAUGAAAACUCAGGUUUUAUUGAAUAGCCAGCCCGUGUGUCAUCGAUACACCACUAGCCGGUUCCCAUAGGGUCCAACCCAUAUUUAUAGGAAGGGUACACACCCAGUUCCUAGUACCUGACGUGCGCAAUCCGAAGGGACAGGGACCACUUUUACUUUUACCACUUAGUCAUUUCAUUUUUUAAGCCCGAUGCAUUUUUUUAAAAAUGUCUGUUUGUUUGUUUUUUGCCCCCUUUUUUUAAUAAUUUUUUUGCUUCGUUUUGUUCUUGUUUCAAACAGACAAUUUCUACUCCGCUAUUCAGAUUUUGUAUCUAUAGAAAAAAAACAAAAAACUCCUGUAUUUGUAUUAUAACAUUGUGAAAAG